Molecule: messenger RNA, 3277 nt
Organism: Vollenhovia emeryi
Lineage: Eukaryota; Metazoa; Arthropoda; Insecta; Hymenoptera; Formicidae
Product: upstream stimulatory factor 2-like
Exons: 5
Coding region: 107-895 (262 amino acids)
Biological process (GO): regulation of transcription by RNA polymerase II
Molecular function (GO): RNA polymerase II cis-regulatory region sequence-specific DNA binding; protein dimerization activity; DNA-binding transcription factor activity, RNA polymerase II-specific
Source: RefSeq, a predicted model, not a curated record
GCGCGACGCCAUCUUACGCACCACAUGACCUCGUUGCCGUGUCCCGUGACCAGCUCACGUGAAUUUCGACAAAUUCAAACGUUUUUUUUUUUUUCGGCGCCGAGGGAUGGACAUUUUGGAGCAGCAGCUCGAACAGCAAGAUGUCAGCGUCAAGGAGGACGCCGGCGGCACGACGGGGAUCAUUAUAGAGGAGACGGAGAUUGUGGACGAAGGGGAACCCGUUGGAGAGGACGAGAUGCGCUAUCCAGAGACUUUGGCGUACCGAGUUGUCCAGGUGAAUGGCACGGCGGCUAUACAAUCGGCCAACGAGAUAGAGCUGCCCGUGUCGCAACCAGGGAAUAACACUGUACAGGUUCUAACGUCACCUUUGAACGGCCAGUUUUAUGUAAUCGGGAAUGCCAACGAUGUCUUUACCACAGCUCAGGCGUCGAGAUCGUUGGUGCCGAGAGCGGCCACGUUGCAGAUAGAAACCCCGAGGAACUGUAGUCCCGGCAUGAAAAAGAGAGACGACAGGCGGAGAGCGACGCACAACGAAGUGGAGCGCCGGCGUAGAGAUAAAAUAAACAAUUGGAUUACAAAGUUGGGCAAGAUUAUCCCGGACUGCAAUAGUGGGACUAACACCACUGUCAACAGCGGCAGCGGAGAAGGGAAAGCAAACUACGAAACUCAGAGUAAAGGAGGUAUCUUGGCGAGAGCCUGCGAGUACAUAGGAGAAUUGCGCGUGGCUAAUCAGAGCCUGGGUCAAUGCUUGCGCGAUAACGAGAAGCUACGGCAGGAGAUUACGGCGCUGAAGCAAUUAGUUAACCAAUUGAAACGUGAGAAUCUUCAAUUUAGAUCGCAGUUAUCGAACUCGCCGUCGGCCGGUAGUACCGAAGUUGUACAUUUAAGUCCUUAAGCUUCCUCUAAUUUGCAAAUCAGUGGCUCUUUCUGUAAAUAUUAGAAUUUCUUCUCGCACGAGGAAAUCUGAUAUUUUGUUUUUUUUUCUCCCUGGCGACUGCACCGGUCUUAUCAAGUUUUAAAAUACCUUGAAUUCCAAAAUCAAAUUGGGUACUUCUAAUAGUAAAGUUAUAACUGCACAUUUAUAAGUACAGCAUUAAUUCUGUGUAAUUUAUAGCGAAUUUAGUUGCUUGCACUAGUGCGCACUGAGUGCAUACUAAAGCUUGUUUACAGUAAAUUCUUACAUUUAGGGAUCGUAAACGAGCCUUGUAGCGAAUUCGGCAGCGUACACUAGUGCGCACUGAUUGUGAGUAAACAAACUAAGGUUUGUUUACAGUCAAUUCUUAUAUUUAAGGAUUGUCUAAAAUACUUUUUGAAAUACUUCUUAGUCAGUAAGAUGAUCUGUAUAGGAUUCGUACGGAUCAUUUUUUUGGCUAAAUAGUUUUUGGGCAUGUACUUGAGACGUAAUAGAAGAGUAGAUUCUAAAUAAACCUUGGUGUGCACUCAGUUCGCACUAGUGCACGCUGCCGAAUGUGCUGUUAGAUCUGAUUAUAUGACUUUUGACUAUAAACAAUCCUUAGUGUGCACUCAGUGCGCACUAGUGCGAGCAAUCGAAUUCGCUAUUGGUUUCAAAUAUCAAUUUUUAUUCAACAAGUAAUACGUUCUAUUUUACACAGUGAUACGCAAACAUAUAUACGUAUAUAAGAGCAAGCGAAAGUUGCUCUAAAACUUGGAAAGAAAGAUCUCAAUGAUGACCAUUCAUAUCAAACAUUGUACAAUGCUCAAAGUACUACAGUAUAACAUGUACACUAGGAAUCACUGAUGCCUUCCCAUUUGAAUUUAGGCACAUGUAGAAUAUACAUUUUGUUACAUCGCUCAUUUGGUGCAAUAAUAAUAUAGCUCGAAAAUCGCCCUCAUUGAGUUAUUAGUACAGGGAGAGAGGUCGUUGCAUAUACUAAAACUUUAAUCGUGUCUCCUGAAAAAUCUUCAGUUAUGUCAUUGUGUAGCAAAUGAGCGAUAUAUAUGUCUAAAAUGUAUAAAUGUGUUAAUAUCCCACAAAUUCAUGUGGGAAGGCGUCAAUGACUCCUAGUGUACACGCACUGGCGGAAAUGCUGUCCGUGUCUAUGUGAUUCGCACACAACGUCGGGUCUCGCACACACUCCCGCCUGUAGGUGAGGUACCGAAAGUGGAGAUUGCCUCUCGAGCGGCAGGGACUGACGGGACACAAACAUAGCAACGGCGAUAAUUAUUUGGAACUGUUCCAAAUAAUUAAUUAUCGCGGUUCCGUCGAGGAAGCGAGCAGCCUUCCCUUUCGACAAGGUGACGUCUCGUUUGAGGAAGACCUGCACUCGACUAACUCGUACUAUAUAUCUAAUAUAUGAGGUUUAAUAUAUAAUAUUAUUGAUAUAUGUUAUUGUUUUUAUGUGUGCAGUAAUAGGGAGCGAGAAUUAAUUAUUUCGAACAGUUCCAAAUAAUUAUCACUCCGUAUUACUGCACACGUAAAAAUAAUAUGCACACGUAUCAAUAAUACAUAUUGGAUACAUAAUGCGAGUUGCGUGCAGCUACUCUUGAAACGGGCCGCGAAAAGCUCAUGAAAAAGCUAUCGCGUCACCGCAUAUAGCUCACCUACAGGGGAGAGUGUGCGCGUGGUCUUGAUCGAUGCGUGCGGGUCACACAUUUCCGCCGGUGCGUAUACAUAUAUUGUGUGAUUAUGUUAUAUAUGCUGAUUUUUCAAAAUUAUUGGAAAUAUAUUGUGUAUUUGAACGAUUAGAUGAAACAGAAGGUAUAACAGCCGUGUAGUUAUGACUGUUACAUGGAAGGCCUAUGACAUACAGAUGUAACUGGCGUAUGUUGAAAUAUCAUGGCUGUGAGUUUCGAAAUAUUGACACAACUUUACAAUCCUUUUUUUAUCGGAAAACUUGAACAGCGGUGCAACCGAAGUUACUUUGAGGAAGGAAGCAAUUUUUGUGUCGACUCGUGAAGUCCGCAGACAAACGAAGGAUAGGAACCGUGCAGAGUUAAUUGACUAUUUUUUAUUUUUAAUACUGUUUUCAUAAUUAUAGAAAUAGAGUAUCUGAUAGAAUGAGUUUAGGAUUCAAAUUGUUAGUGAUCAAUUAUACACAUAUAUGUAUACUUGCACAUGUAUGCAUACUUUUGAAAUCGACAUACAUGUGACAAUAACAUAUUUUUGUCAAUACAAGAUGGACUUUGUGUGGAAAAAGAAAGAAGCGUCAAAAUUUUACUUUACCAAACGUUAGAUAUCAGAAUGUAACAUACCGUUGAUGUAUAUAUCGCGAGGUUAUUGUUAUAUAAUUAUGAUUAAAGGGAGACUAUUAAGAAA